AUGGGCAAACGAAUUUCUCCCCUUCGACUACCACAGUUAGCCAUGGCUUAUUGUAACCUUAACAUAUCCCGCUUACACUACACUGGUUUCAAGCAAAUACCAGGAGAUAUCGCUCAGGGAUUUAAAUGUGAGUUCCUCAACACUGAGAAAGCCCCGCCAAGUCAACUGCGCCAUCAGCACCUGAGACUGAUAGAAAAACCAUAUUUUGAUGAUGUUAGUCCAAGAAGUGUUACCACCAUAGUCGAUGAUGCAGCCAUUUUAAAAUGUAAAGUUAAAAAUAAAGGAAAUCGGACGGUAUCUUGGAUGAGAAAACAUGAUCUGCAUAUAUUAACAACAAACAUUUAUACAUAUACUGGUGACCAAAGAUUUUCUGUAUUACAUAUACCAGAUAGUGAUGAUUGGGAUUUAAAAAUUGAAUAUGCCCAACAGCGUGAUAGCGGUAUAUAUGAAUGCCAAGUAAAUACAGAACCAAAAAUCAAUUUAGCUGUAUCACUUGAUGUUUCAGCUGCUCGAGCUAAAAUUCUUGGUACUACUGAAGUUUUCGUAAAACGAGAUAGUACGAUUUCCUUAGCAUGUGCUGUAAAUGUUCAUGCUUCAUCUAUAUUAUGGUAUCAUGGCAAUAAAAUAGUAAGUUUACAUUCGACUCGUGGUGGUAUUAAUUUAGAAACAGAAAAAACUGAAACUGGAACAACAAGUAGAUUAAUGUUAACACGUGCAACAUUUAAAGAUUCUGGAAAUUAUACAUGUGUACCAACUGCUGCUGUUCCAGCAUCUGUACAAGUACAUGUACUUAAUGCUGAACAUCCAGCUGCUAUGCAAACAAGUUGUGGUAUACCAUUAUCAUCUUUAUCCUCAUUAGCGUAUAUAAUAAUAAUUUUAUCAAUGUUAGCAUGUCAACAGCUGAUCAUAUCACAGACAGCGUCCGUUAUUAUGGAUUUCAUAUAUGAUAGAUACAAUAGAUGAUAAUGUCACAUAUAUGACAAAAUGAACAAAACAAACAAAACAAAACUGAUAUGAAAUAUAAAAAAAUGUAUAAAUAAAUUCAUAAGGAUAAUAAAUUAUAUCUGUAUGUUCUUGAUAUUAUUGUAUAAAUAUAUUAUAUAAAUUUAAAAUAUAUUAUUCAA
Messenger RNA from Condylostylus longicornis, 1124 nucleotides. Its product is annotated as zwei Ig domain protein zig-8-like. Bases 1 to 963 code for a protein of 320 amino acids. Lineage: Eukaryota; Metazoa; Arthropoda; Insecta; Diptera; Dolichopodidae. The transcript is spliced from 6 exons. Gene Ontology annotation, cellular component: neuron projection membrane. Gene Ontology annotation, biological process: synapse organization. The record is from RefSeq and is a predicted model, not a curated record.